AUGAAAGCCGACUUGCUCGAUGGAGUCACCUUUCGAGUCGGUCUCCUUGCGGCGCUUCGCAGCCGGAAGCUGAGCAGCAAGGCCAUUGGCGUCAUGAUCACUGCCAGCCACAACCCCGCAGCAGACAACGGAGUCAAGAUUGUCGAUCCCAUGGGCGAGAUGCUCGAGCAAGACUGGGAAGCGUUCGCCACCCAGCUUGUCAAUGCGCCCUCCGACGAGCAGCUCGUCGUUGAGUACAGGAACCUAGCGGCGCAGCUCAAGGUCAAUCUUGAUGCGCCUGCCAAGGUCGUUUACGGCCGCGAUACUCGCCCCUCUGGCCACAGUUUGGUCGCCGCCCUCGCCGACGCUCUCGAGGCGACCGGCACCGACCACACGGAUUACAAGAUCUUGACCACCCCUCAGCUUCACUACCUUACACGCUGCGUGAACACGGAGGGUACCGUAAACAGCUACGGUAAAACUAGCGAGGCCGGAUACUAUGAGAAGCUCGGCGAGGCCUUUGUCCGCGCCCUCAGCGGAAGGAAAGUCGCGGGUCAGCUCAUUGUCGACUGCGCCAACGGCGUUGGGGGUCCCAAGUUGACCGAGUUCCUCAAGCACGUCCCCAAAGACACCACCGGCCUCGAUGUCAAGGUUGUGAAUGAUGAUGUCCUCCAUCCCGACUCUCUUAACCUCGAUGUAAGUGCAAAAGCCCCCGCGACUCCCCGCCCCGUUCCCGGUGUUCGCAGCUGCUCCUUCGACGGAGACGCCGAUCGUCUGAUCUACCACUGGGUCGAUCCCAAGACCGGCUUCUUCAUGCUUGACGGAGACCGCAUCGCUUCUCUUGCCGCUUCUUUCAUUGGCGAUCUCGUCCGAUCCGCCAAUCUCCAAGAUGAACUCCGCAUCGGCGUCGUUCAGACAGCCUACGCCAACGGUGCCAGCACAAACUAUAUCGAGAAGCACCUGAAUCUCCCUGUCGUCUGCACACCCACCGGUGUCAAAUACCUCCACCACGAGGCCCUCAAGUAUGAUGCCCUGCGCUCUUUCCGUGAGACCCAGCCUCAGUCUCCCGCUCAGAAAGCGGCCCUCGAUACGCUGGCCGCCGUGGGUGACCUCGUGAACCAAACGGUGGGCGAUGCCCUCUCGGACAUGCUCCUCGUCGAGGUCAUCCUUGCGCACAAGAACUGGACACUCAACGACUGGGCCAGCACCUACUCGGACCUACCCAACCGUCUCGUCCGGGUCGAGGUCGGCGACAAGGAUGCCUUCCAAACCACCGACGCUGAGCGCCGCCUUACUCAUCCCGAGGGCCUCCAGUAUGAGAUUGACCAGUGCGUCCUCAAGUACACCAAGGGCCGUAGCUUCGCCCGCGCUAGCGGCACGGAGAACGCCUGCCGCGUCUACGCGGAGGCGGCGUCGAGGUCCGAGGCGGACGAGCUGGCCAGCAGGGUUGCCUCCUGGGUCAAGAAAUACGGUGGUGGUAAUUAA
Molecule: messenger RNA, 1464 nt
Organism: Parascedosporium putredinis
Lineage: Eukaryota; Fungi; Ascomycota; Sordariomycetes; Microascales; Microascaceae
Source: the annotation of a GenBank genome assembly